AUUCUUCACUAAGCGCUUCACCAAAUGGCUUUCUACAAUACAAUAACACACCUUCUAAGCCUCAUUGCCCUAGUGUAUGUAGCUGGAGAAGUGCUCAAAAAUUUGACAGCACAAAGUUGUGGCUGUGCCCCAGAGAUAUCUUGUAGCCAGUAUGGCUACUGCGGCAGCGGCGAUGAUUACUGGGGCCAGGGUUAUAAAGAAGGCUCUUGUACUAGCAGCGGUGGCAGCACAACUACCACACCAAGGACCAAUGGUGGUGGUGGUUCGUCGGUGGCUGAUGUUGUAACCCCAGAAUUAUUCAACAAGAUCAUUUACAAGGGAAUGGUACUGAGGAAGAUAAGGAAGGAGCUCUUGCUUUAGCAAAUGCGACAGAUGCGACAGAGAAGGCUCUGCAAUUGCAUGACAACCCUAAUUCUAUAGUGAAAGGAACAGCUAAAUCUAUUGCAGUAUUUUUAGCCACUCGAUCCUAUCAAGGUCUAGAUAUACAA
Molecule: messenger RNA, 488 nt
Organism: Prunus avium (sweet cherry)
Lineage: Eukaryota; Viridiplantae; Streptophyta; Magnoliopsida; Rosales; Rosaceae
Source: RefSeq, a predicted model, not a curated record